Molecule: messenger RNA, 1794 nt
Organism: Contarinia nasturtii (swede midge)
Lineage: Eukaryota; Metazoa; Arthropoda; Insecta; Diptera; Cecidomyiidae
Product: maltase 2-like
Exons: 3
Coding region: 37-594 (185 amino acids)
Biological process (GO): amino acid transport
Source: RefSeq, a predicted model, not a curated record
AUCCCUUCAUUUUCAUUCCCACAUCUAGGUACACCAAUGCAAUGGGAUGGAACCAAGAAAUUUGCUGGUUUUAUGCCAGAAAAUUCAACCGCAAAACCAUGGCUACCAAUCAAUCAGAACUACAAAGAUGUGAAUGUUGCAUCCGAAAGAAAAAAUCCACACAGCACAUUGAAUUUCUACAAGCAAUUGCUACAACUGCGAAAACGAGAUACAUUCGCUCACGGUUCAUUCACUUCGACGGUCCCAAAUGAAAAUGUAUUCGCUUAUGUGAGAGAGCUUGAGAAUAGUGACACAUAUUGGGUGUUUAUCAAUUUCGGUGCCCUUGAACAGCGAAUUGAUAUGACAAAAAUUACGAUUGGUGGAAAAGUUCCUGGAGAACUCGAGCUGGCAGCUGUGGGCACAGACUCAUGCUACGUACGAGGUGCUACAGUAAAGGCGAAAGAAGUCGUUUUGAGAAAAUACGACACCAUUAUUUUGAAAACCAAACAUGAACAUUACAACGGAGCGGGCACUUCGCUUAUCGCAAAUAUGGAAACAACUUUUAAGUUCUUAGUCAUCGCAACUAUUUCGCACUUCUUUUCUAAAUGGGCCUAAUUAAUUGAACUGGCCGAAUAUAAUAUCAAAUAAGUCGAAUUAAUAAAUCGUGUAAAUGGGUUCUGAUCUUAGAUAAUCUUGAUCACUUUUAUGUAUGUUGGUGCUCCUGAUAUUAUCUCCAUUUGUUUACACGUGAUGUCGCACCCAUACAAAAUGCAUCAAAUAACUGGCUAACUUAUUACAAAAAUUACCUAAUCAGCAACACGUAAUCAGAUCCUAUUUCCAUAAUUUGAUAUAAAACAGCCUCGGCGUUUUCAAUGCAAAAAUUUCAUUUGAGAAAAUUUCUAAAAUUUGAGUGUAUACAUUUAUUAGGUUGUAUUCUUCUAUAAAGGUAGUCUGUAUUCAAUUAUGAUGAAAGUGUUAAAUGGAAAAUUACAUACAAAAUUAUCCGUUCCAAUUAAAUAAUAAAAACGUAUUCAAACAAUGGAAUUGUGUAUGCAAAGUAUACAAGUCUGAAUAUGAAAAUAAGAAAUGUUAUCCAAGUGUUCAUCUCUAGUUGUUUUUUUUAAAUGAAAAUCUACCUUUCCGUAUAGCUUUUUAAAGAAGGAAUAUCAAACGAAUACGUCUCUAUUAUUCAAAUAUUGUAAUUUAUUAUUAUCUUGAAUGAAUAUUUCAAUGUUAAUCGAUUACUUUGUAUUUAGAUGUUAUAAUGGGAUAUUUUAUGAUAUUUUUACAAAUUAUAACUGAUAAAAAAACGAAAUAUUCAAUACAAUAAAUAAUACAUGAUGUUAUUAAAAUUUAUUUAUUUUGCUUGUUAUCAGAGGUGUCCGUUAUCCUAUUGAUAAGCGUCCUGUGAUCCAAAAUACGAUUCCAAAGAGCAUCCAUUUACUUCUUCUUGCUUAAGCCUUUUUUAAUUGAUUUGAUCAAACCACCCUUUUUCUUUCCUUUGGAUUUCAAAACAGUAUUUGUCGUUAAUAAUCAUCCCAUUUAUUCAUUAACCGAAAAAUUAUUCUUACCGCGACUAUGGGGGCAUCCUGGUUGAUCACCACCACUACAGUACUUUAUAUUACGAUCUUCCUCUUUUUAUUCCAAACGAAAAGAUAUUAAAAUGAUUAAUAAUCUGAGAUAAUUUUCCGAAGAAUAAUACAACAAAAAUAUUCCAGAAUUUCGAUUUCGGAUACUUUUUAUGAGAAUGUUGGAGCGCAUGAAGAUGGAAUAUAUUUAGUAUAGAGCAGUAAUGUGCGAGCUACAUUUUACAGG